AUGAAGUUACUUCUACAAUUGUCUCUACUGUGUGUCUGGCUCAGCUCAGUUAUGGCUGCCAAAUCCGGUGAUGCCUUAUACCGUGGAUGUUUGGCCUGGGUCGGCAAAUACACUUUUGAGUGUCCCAGUCAGUACUACAAAUCCAAGUCUGGUCAUUCAGUUGCAUGCUACUGCUGGAGUCCCGAGUGGCUUGCUACCUAUGUUGACUGUGUCACCAGAGCCAAAAACGGUAACACAAACUACGCUCUUCACUCAAUCAUUGACGACGAAUGUAUCCCCUCAAUUCGACCCAACCUCACUGUUGCAGAAUUGCUCGACAUUUAUGAAAAUGCUACAGAUUACUUUGUCGACGUCUCAACUAUCAAAAACAAAACCUUGCCUUCUUACCAUCCUAUCAAGUUCACCCAAGCACAAAUUGACCAAGCUAAGAGAUCCUUUGCCGCUGGGUUUUAUUCAAAAUAUACUGGUAAUCUCUAUGGCGGUCUUAUGUUGGCAUACUUUGGUGCCGUUAUGCUUCUUGCUGCUAUCUCCAACUUUUUGAAAAAGGUGGCACCUGGCUUUGUUCACAAAACAACAAACAACAGAGUUGCUCUCUUUUUCCGCAAGAAACUCAUCAACCCUGCUGCCUUUGGUUAUAAGCACAGUGUUCCUAUCAAAUGGGGUCCUAUUAACAUGUCUCUUCCCACACGAGCUCAAACCUGGGUUCUUGCAGUAUAUUUUGGAAUGUACAUCAUUUUUAUAUUUAUUAAAUAUGAUAUCUAUGAUGGCAACACUCGUUACACUACUCGCACUCUCCAAAUCAGCCGUUAUGUUGGUGACCGUGCUGGCCUUAUUGCAAUGUCUCAACUCCCUCUCAUCUAUGCUUUUGCUGGCCGCAAUAACAUUCUAAUGUUCCUCACUGGUCUAUCAUACGACACCAUGAGUGUGUACCAUCGAUGGGUUGCACGUCUCAUGUACCUCAACGUGUUUAUUCAUGGUAUUACCUUUUCUAUCAACUAUCGCAAGGGUGGAACAUAUUUUAAAGAAAUGAAGGAACCAGCAGUUGUGUGGGGUAUUGCUGCCACAGUCUGCAUCAGUUUCACUUUGGUCAUUUCUCUUCGUCACUUCCGAGAGCAUCUCUAUGAAAUCUUUUUGCUCUUCCACCAGGCGUUUGCUAUUUUCUUUACUGUAGGUGUCUGGUGGCACGUCAAGCCCCACAAUUUUAGUGAAUGGAUUUACUGUGCUACCGCUCUCUGGGCUUUUGACCGAGCCGCACGAUUGGCCCGCAUAGUUCUUAACGGUGUUAAUGCCAAGGCUCAUCUCGAACUUCACCCUCAAAAUCUCAUCAAGAUUAAGGUCGAUUAUAACAGUUUUGUUUGGCGUCCCCGUCCUGGUGCUUACGUUUUUAUUCAUUUCCUCAACCCACGUUGGAGAUGCUGGGAAAACCACCCCUUCACUGCGUACCCCUCGCCUACCCCUGGUGAAGAAAAGAAGAUUAUUUUCUGUGCUCGUGUACGCAACGGCAAGACCAAGCAGCUGGAGAACUAUCUUAUUAAAAAUAACAACGCUAAAACCGUUCCAGUGUUUAUAGAUGGACCCUAUGGCCACACUGUUCCGUUACAGACUUCUGACAGCAUUGUCAUUAUUUCCGGAGGUAUCGGGUUUACUGGUGGCUACUCAUAUGCCUCUAAACUGACACAUCAGGCAGAGAAGAAAAACAUUAAAUUUAUUUGGGCCAUCCAAAACCACGAAAACGUGGAAACCUUCCGAGAUGAGCUCGAGUAUCUCUACAAAAAUAAUGUUAAUGUUCAAAUAUUUUUGUCAAGUGAGCCUAACGGACUUCAACGCAAGGUGACAAUUGAGAGAGAAGCAGGUUCAGACAAUGAAAAGGAUUUGUCAUCUGGAUCAGCAAUCAGCUUCAAUACACAAUUUACACGGCCGGAUCUUAAAAGCAUUAUUGAGACAUCAAUUAGUGAGGCGCAAGGAAGCAUUGCAUUCCUUGUGUGCGGCCCUGCUGGUAUGAACGAUGAUGUACGCAAGUAUGUUUCUGAAAACAUGGACAGAGGCAAUGGGCGUGUUGAUCUUUACAUUGAAGCUUUUAACUGGUAA
Magnusiomyces paraingens is the source of this 2088-nucleotide messenger RNA. RefSeq lists its product as uncharacterized. NCBI's taxonomy places the organism in Eukaryota, Fungi, Ascomycota, Dipodascomycetes, Dipodascales, Dipodascaceae. The transcript is spliced from 2 exons. Gene Ontology annotation, cellular component: plasma membrane. The record is from RefSeq and is a predicted model, not a curated record. Gene Ontology annotation, molecular function: ferric-chelate reductase activity. Gene Ontology annotation, biological process: iron ion transport; copper ion import; intracellular iron ion homeostasis. The coding region runs from base 1 to 2088 and encodes 695 amino acids.